UUCACCGAUGGUGAAAUUACCUGUAUUGGUGCGGGUUUUGUUGGAGGGCCGACAUGUGCCGUGAUUGCAUACAAAUGCCCCGACAUCAACGUGACGGUCAUCGACUGCUGCCCAGAAAAAAUCGACGAGUGGAACUCGGACGAACUGCCGAUUUACGAGCCACAGCUAGAUGAAAUCAUGAAGAGCUGUCGGGGAAAGAACUUGUUCUUUAGUCAUGACACAGAAGGCGCGAUCCAAAAAGCACAGCUGAUAUUUCUUUCGGUGAAUACUCCAACGAAAACAUACGGAUUUGGAAAUGGAAGAGCGGCCGAUUUGACUCAUCUGGAGGCGUCUGCAAGAGUCAUAUUGUCGUAUGCAAAAGACUCUAAGAUAGUUGUGGAGAAGAGUACAGUACCCGUUCGGGCGGCCGAAAGCAUCGCGCGUAUCUUGGCUUCUAACAAGAAUCCGAAUAUCAGUUUUCAGGUACUGUCAAAUCCAGAAUUUUUGGCUGAAGGAACGGCUAUUGCGAACUUGUUCAAUCCAGACCGAGUGCUGAUUGGCCAUGAGCAAACGCCAGAAGGAUUUGCUGCAGCGGAAGUUUUGGCCAGCAUGUAUCGUCGUUGGGUACCAGCAAAACGUAUUUUAACAAUGAAGACGUGGUCAUCAGAGCUCUCGAAACUGGCAGCCAAUGCAUUUUUGGCACAGCGAAUCUCAGAUAUUAACGCAAUCAGCGCCAUUUGUGAACUCACUGGUGCGGACAUUCGUGAGGUGGCAAAGGCGGUUGGAACCGACUCGCGAAUAGGAUCCAAAUUUUUGCAAGCUAGCGUGGGCUUCGGAGGCAGUUGCUUCCAGAAGGACAUACUAAAUCUCGUUUACCUUUGCGAGUCGCUGAAACUGAACGAGUGCGCUGAUUACUGGCAUCAGAUAGUUCUUAUUAACGAAUGGCAGCGUAAAAGGUUCGUCAAAACAAUAAUUGAAACACUGUUCAAUACAGUAAAAGACAAGUCACUAGCAAUUCUCGGCUUUUCAUUCAAAAAGAACACCGGUGACACAAGGGAAUCGUCCAGCAUAUACAUCUCGAAGUAUCUUAUAGAGGAGGGCGCGAAGCUCAAUAUCUACGACCCAUGCGUUCCGAAAAAGACCGUAUGCCUGCUGAUGACUUUCUCAAUAUUGCUACAGGAAGUUGUAUUUUUAGUAGAAACUCGUGUGACUGUCUCCAGCAAUCCGUAUGAUGCUUGCAAAAAUGCGCACGCGUUAGUUGUUCUCACGGAAUGGGACGAAUUCAAAGAACUCGAUUACGAAAAGAUCUAUUCGCUGAUGGCGAAACCCGCGUUUGUUUUUGAUGGCAGAAUCAUACUCGAUCAUGAAAAGCUGUUAAAUUUUGGCUUCCAUGUACAUUCUGUUGGCUUGAAGCUCAAGGACCAUUAUCCAACUGGCAAUGGAUAUUGA
Messenger RNA from Soboliphyme baturini, 1428 nucleotides. Lineage: Eukaryota; Metazoa; Nematoda; Enoplea; Dioctophymatida; Soboliphymatidae. The record is from the annotation of a GenBank genome assembly.